AUGGCCGAAGGGUCGCCAGACUAUAAGGUUCUGUACCUGGAGGCAGAACGCAAGCGCGAGGAGGAACAACGCAGGCGCGAGGAGGAAGGACGGAGGCGAGAAGCAGCGGAGAACGCUCAAAGAGAAGCGGAGAACGCUCAAAGAGAAGCGGAGAAUGCUCAAAGAGAAGCAGAGAACGCUCAAAGAGAAGCAGAGAACGCUCAAAAGGAGGAACAACGCAGGCGUCAGGAGGCAGAACGUAAGCGCAAAGAGGAGCAAAGUAGGCGCAAGGAGGCGCAGCAAGCUCAAGAAAGAGCGGCAGAGAAGACGCGCAAGACAGCCCUUCCCGAGUUCCUCGAUGCCUGCCACACCCAUCUCCACUCCGGCCUCACCGUCCAGACCGACCCGACCCUAUCCACGCAAGGCAAUCCUGCCAAUGCAAACAACAAGCUUCGCCCGGAAAGGGUG
Messenger RNA from Alternaria postmessia, 447 nucleotides. RefSeq lists its product as uncharacterized. The annotation marks the transcript as partial. The record is from RefSeq and is a predicted model, not a curated record. The transcript has a single exon. Lineage: Eukaryota; Fungi; Ascomycota; Dothideomycetes; Pleosporales; Pleosporaceae.